Messenger RNA from Amoebophrya sp. A120, 4985 nucleotides. The record is from the annotation of a GenBank genome assembly. NCBI's taxonomy places the organism in Eukaryota, Dinophyceae, Syndiniales, Amoebophryaceae.
AUUUCUUGGCGUUGAGAGCAGAUGACUUCGACGUUGGCUACUGUGAAUCUAAUCACAAGAUAGAACAAGAAGUAAACGAAAAAUGUCGGUCAGCGCAAUACAGAAAAGAACCCUCAUCUGUUUUCCAACUCGACACGUAACUUCGGUUUUCGUCCACUCUUUGCUCGUUUGCAGCAUGUCUCGUACAAAACGAAAACCCUGCCACCACCUCGCAUGACGUCGAUGCGAGGUGGCGACAGGCCGGCGGCGGUGGUCUCACUGGGAGGUGCUGGCUUCGGAUAAUAUCCUGUACUACUUUCCGUUUGCGUUUCCCUGCCGCUCCUACUGGGGGACAACGAUGAUGAUGUUCAACUUGAUUCAUCCCAGGCGAUCCCAGUUCUACAUUUCCGUAUCCCGGGUCGUCCAUCUUGUUUACUUUCUACGUAUCGAAUUUCUUCUCCAAGUAUUUCAAUUUCUAUUUCAGUCCAACCUCUACACCUUCCUAAGGAAGUGGUUCUCUCUGGUGCUAGGUUUUGGUACUUGGUACUACGAACGUAUAGUACUUAUGUCCGCGUAAGCAACUACUUGCGCAACACUAAGAGCGAUAGCAUAAGAAGCAAUCUUUCAAUGUCAAUUUGAGCACACCAUCACCAACGUAGGUCGACGCAGAGCACGACUGAAAGACCCUUAAAAAAGAGUAAACAGUAUUUUUUGGAAAUCUUCUUUUCAACAUCAUCGAUGUUAAAAUUUCAUCUCGUCUUUUUGUCAACAUACAAUUUGUAUUGCUAGAGUCGCUAUUACGUACUCUAGCACCUCCAGAACAAAAAUAAAUAAAAUGUUCGCAAAAUCCUCUUCCACGCGAUGCUUAGCCAUCAUCCCCGUGGUGGUGGUGUCGGUCCUGAUAGUCUACGCAACGCUGACCUACAACUACUACUUUCUCUACGUCCUCCACCCCGAGCCCACCUUCGCGAUUCCAGUAGGGCUUCUGUACAACUUCUUCAUCUCUUUAGCGGUGUGGAGCUACUUCAAAACUUUAUUGACCGAGCCGGGGUUUGUCACGGAGGAAUGGAGUAUAAAAGCCAUGGAGGAGGUAUCACAAGAAAAAGUGUUAACGUUAACGGAAUUUGUGAAGCAGUUAUGCUUCAGAAAAUGUGCGCAAAUUUGUAUUGCAUAGUAUGCAUGGAAGGCAAAAUUUGUAGUGCAUGACUGCCAUCUGUGAAAACGAAAACCGUUAAUGUUAACACUUUUUUGUUUGAUAGGAGGAUUUGGGCACGUUGUGCAGAAAAUGCCACAUAAAACGACCGAUACGAGCGCACCACUGCGGGACGACGAACAGGUAUGAUUUAAAGGUUUUUAAUUCUGACAUUGACACUGACUCGAAAAGCAAAAGAUGAUCCCGGCUCUCAUGCGUAGGAGCAAGCUGCAAUCAACAUAGAGCUUCAUAAUUUUCUCAUGCGCAUUGUCCAUUUAGAAAAUCGAACUCCUGAAUCAUAUCAGAUGCGUCCGCCGCAUGGACCACUACUGUCCGUGGACAGGGAACACGAUCGGGUUUGAGAACCACCGGCUUUUCAUUAUCAAAUGCAAAUAUGUCUGGGUCUGGAAGGAUCCGAACGUGUGAUGCUGCAUUCGGAUUCCAAAAAAGUCUGUAUUGCAUGACGAGCAAGAGGAGUCGACUCUGUGCUACGCGGAGAGGGCAUUUUUUGUCAUGCAGUAAACGCAUCGGGAAGCCCUCACAAGUCUGUGGUGCUAGGGCAUGCAUCACAAACAUCAUGGGUCAUGCAAAAUGUGCAUGACAAACCUGGCAGUCUUCCAACCCCAGACAUAUUCGCAAUGCAUAUUCAUCCUGUUCCUCCAAUACACCUUUUUCGCCUCUUAUCCAGGAAAAUAACUGUGUAAGUGUAACUUUCUUGGAGGAAUAGCAUCACAAGUUGGGAAGAUAUGACAAGUUGGAAGCGCUUCAAUCAUGCGCAAUUCAGCAUCACAAGUCUUUCAGAUUUUUGCAUGCAGCUUCAGACUUACCAUGACAAGUUGAAAAAGAAAGCACUUCGUUUUUCGUUUUUUGAAAGAAAGCACUUCGUUUUUUGAAGCAAAGCACUUCGUAUUUCUGAAAGAAAGAACUUCGACGUGAAUAAAAAUAGUGCAUGUGAAGAUAAGCAGCAGAUACUUCAACACCUGCGCAGCUUGCGGGGGGGUGACUCCUGUGGUCCCCCCCCACCAGCUGUGCCAUUUCUCAAAUCUCAUAGGCGUGCGCUUCUUUUUUUUUCCAGCAGAGGCUGGCGGGGAACAUAGCCAAGGGGGCCGUAGGUAGAUCUAUCUCUGGGCGUGUAGGUAGUAGAAAUCAGUCUGUGUGCCUCCGUCGCUUCUUGUGACUUACCAUAUUCUGAAAGUUCAAGUUGUGCGCUGUUUGUCCGACAAUAGUGAAGAGAAAGAAUGAAUUGCUACUGGCCGGAGGACUCUCUACGGGCCGCAGCCAAAGUCGAGCAGGAUACAAAGGUCGAGCAGGAUACAAGGUCGGAGUUGGGCGAGGACCGGGAUGCGGUCGGAGCUUGCGGAUCUUAUCAAAAAGGUACGGCCUAAGGCCUCGGGAACGCCGAACAAAGCCGCGCUCUUCUUCGUGAAACGCCCACCGCUUUUUGCGCAAUGGAUAAGAAAAAAAAUCAAAAGAAAAGAAAAUGAAAAGAAAAAAAAAAUCAUAAGAAGAAAGCAAAAAAAAAAAAAUCAAGAAAAAAAAAUCAAAAGAAAGCAGCGAAAAGAAAAGGAAAAGAAACAAUUGCAAAUCCAUGCGCAGAGAGUUUAGAAAAAAAAAAAAAAAGAAUAGCAUCACAAGUUUCCUCUGCAAGCAUGACACAGAAAACCUGUCAUGCGUAGCUAGUACGUGAAAACACGCACGAAAAUUGCCUCUGAUGCAUGUCCAGCAUGACAAGUGUAACAGUUUUGCAUUUUCUGCAACACAAAUUUACACUUACACAGUUUUUUUCUUGGAUACCUCUAUCACCCUGUUCGGCUCCGCGCUGCCCGACAUCAUCCAGCUGUUCAACGGGCGGCAGAGUUGGGACAAAAACACCCGUAUCCUGUGCAAAAGUACCGUACUGGUAUUGCAAUCAUGCAUUACAAAUUUUUUUCUCAAGGUAAAUCCGCAUUACAAAUUUUAUUUCUCUUGCUGAGGGAAUUUGUCAUGCAUUUAUACGAGUGCGAUACUUUUGCAGUUCAUAACCCGGUGGACCACGUUUUUUGAUAGCAGUUACGAGGCGUCGAACAUUCACUUAAUCAUGUUCGCGGUGACGUUAUUUAUCGCCGUGACCUUCGGUCUCUCCGUCGGCGGCUUGUACGGCACACAUCUUUACUUGCUUUUCACCAACAACACGACGCUAGAGAUGGGGGGUUUGUUCUCCAAUUCCGAGCAGUUUAACCUGGGGCUUUGCAACAACAUCGAGCAGUUGUACGGGAAAUUUGGGAUCCAGUGGUUUUUGCCGAUAAGGUUGUCGGAGGGGAAAAGGGUUUGCGACGGGUACGAGUUUCCGACGAGAGAGGACAUGUUACUCGCGUCCGACAGCGACUUCGCAAACGACCUAAAUGACGAGGUCGGGAAGGACACAAAGUUGGUCAAGAGGGGAGCGCCGGGGCAGGCGAGGUAUAAUUGCAUUUCUGCAUUACAAAUUUAUUUCUCAAGUUAAAUGCGCAUUACAAAUUUUAUUUCUCAUGCUGAAGAAAUUUGCAAUGCAAUUUAUACUAGUACGAUACUUUUGCAGUUCAUAGAGCGCCGGGGCAGGUUAGGUAUAAUCGUGAGUUGCUUCCUCAGUUUUCUGCAGUAGUAACCUAGUUUACGCGGUGGAACAUUUUUACCUAUAUGAAAUUCGGUUUCAAGUAGAUGUAGAACUUCAAUCUGUGAUGUUGCUUAUUUUCCGACCGUAUAAUUCGAAGAAACAUAGUAAUAGUUUCUCACGUAAAAAAAACUUCUACAUCAUCAACCACUACAGCAACCAAAACAAGAACCGGAUGGGGCUUGUGCCGCACAAGCAAGUCUCCGCGACGCCAAUUGGGGUAUCCGCGCCAGCAGAGCAUGAUGAUUUGGAGUCCUUGUCGGGCAGUGAGCAACGCUUGAUGAACAAGUAAGUAGGCUGCAGUUUCUCAUGGGCAAUGAUCCGGCGACGUAACAACAAGUCUCUUCUCUCAUGCUCUGAAGAUCCCCUCGUGCUCGUACUUGCAAGUAAUUGUUGUUUGCGACGAACACACGAUCCAAAAUAAAUCCGAAAAGUGAAUGUAUCCAUGCUGCUGUUCUUGCUGUCACCUACUUCCCGGCUUCUCAAGAAUCAGCUUCGUGGCUGCAUUCAUAUCGAAAGAUGAAAGAGGACGAAAAAUACUGUACUUCUAUUGUGCGAAAUUAAUACAGUGAAAGUGAUUCAUCUUCACUUUUUAUUUUGUACAAAGAAAUAAAUGGCGAAAAGUAUCAAACUGGUACUAUUCUAUCCGAAAGUGCUUUUUGUUGUCGAUAGCAGCUAUUUUUCUUCGUUUACCCGAAGGAAUUUGAUACUGGCUGAACUGAAAUUGAAAAUUUGAGAAAAAUUCGUCGAAGGUAAGAUGAUCUUUGUGUGCUAGCUGGUAGUAGUACAAAAAAGUGAUGCGGCCUACAGUCGUACUUUUUGGAAGACUUGUCAUGACUGGUAGCUAGCAUCAUCUAGGAGUGCAAUUACCGGUUCAGGCUUAGAUCACAUAACUCGAGAAGAUCUUUUAUUUUCACCUCCCUACAAGAACAAGAGCCACGACGUAAAUUUCCGUAUUUUUGUCGAUCACGUUUGAAAUUCGAAUGUACAUUCAGUUCAUCAACAACUUUCAUUUUUUUGCUUCUAGAAUUAAAUUUGCUAUGCACGUUUUUUGAGCUCCAACUGGGCCUAAUGGCGUGAAACACGUCGCUACAACACGAUCCGUACGACAAGAACGGCGCACAAAAUUUUGUAGCAUGGCAGAGUAAUACAAAUAUCAAAAAGCUUGUUUUGAGGCACCAAAGC